AUGGUAGUGGUUCUUCUACGCAGACUCUUUUCAAGCAGCGAUUUGCUUGAUUGGAUUUUGCUUCUCUCGCUGGUGUGGGAGCAGAUGGCAAGAAGAGGCAAACUUGGAUACAAAUGCAACACCAGGCGCAGGGAUCGGUUGGAUGGCAAAGGUUCGGAUGACUCAGAUGAAGAUUACAAGGUAGGUGAAGAUGAGGAUUUCAAUGAAUCAGAGGAUGAAUAUUGUUCUUCUCUUGCCGAGGAUGAGUCAGAAGAGAGUCUAGGUGAAUUUGAGGAGGAAGAAGAGGACAAAUGGGUAGAAAAGAGGGUCAAGCACGCUCGAAGACCUAGAGGUCGAACCGGUGUUCAAGGGAAAAAAAUAAAUGGGGCUGUCAAGCCAAAAAGGAAAAAGGUGGUGGUAUAUAGUGAAGAAGAAGAUGAUGAUGAUUCGGACGAUAAUUUUGCUAGUACAAAGGGAAGAAAGAAAAGGAGGGUGUCAUAUAAAGAAGAGGAUGAGGAUGAAAUUGAGGUUUCAUAUAGAGAAGCAGACAACGAUCCAAGGCCUAGAAAGAAAACCAUGGUUUCUUAUAAAGAAGAUAAUGAUGAUGAGAUGCCCAGAAAGAAAACAGAGUUUUCAAAUAGAGAAAAAAAGGAAGAUGUUGAGUAUGAUUAUUCCAGUGAUGACGACGAUGAUGAUGAGGAAUUUCUACCAGAUGAGAUUGAUGGUAUAGAUGAUGAAGAAGAUUCACCUGUUACUAUGAAGAAUAAGAUGCGCAGGGUGAGUAUGGAAGAGAAGGGAAUCGUCAAAGGACGAAGGAAGAUUAGGAAUGCUAAAGUUAUGAAGAAGACCAAAAGGAAGAAAUCAAUAAAGAAUCAUGUGUCAAUGAGAAAAGUAAGAUCUGACAAUGGUAAAGAUUUUAGAGAUGAUAAACAGAUUGUGCAAAAAAACAAGAUCGCUGAACGGGGAAGGUCAAGGAGGGGGAAGUCAACUUUAAAUUCUGAUUCCGAUUUUGUGAGUUCGGGAUCAUCUGAUCAUGAAUACACCAUUUCUGAGGAAGAGAGAGAACAGAUAAGAGAAGCUAGUGAAUUUUGUAGAAGUUUGAGGUGUUCAAAUUCGAAAAUUAUAGAAGAGAGACUCAUUCUGCCUCCACAACGAAAACGCGUAGUAAGGAAGGGUAAGGGGAAGAUAGAAGGUAUAGAGGUUGAAGCAGGGAAGCAGGUUUGUGGGAUUUGUCUGUCUGAAGAAGGGAAGAGAACAGUCAGGGGAACAUUGAACUGUUGCAGUCAUUAUUUCUGUUUUGCUUGCAUCAUGGAGUGGUCAAAGGUGGAAUCUCGUUGCCCCCUCUGCAAGCAAAGGUUUUCCACUAUCAGUAGGACAGCACGAGCAGAUGCAGGGCUUGGUUUGAGGACUCAGGUGAUUACAGUUCCAGAACGUGAUCAGGUUUAUCAACCGUCCGAGGAAGAGCGCAGGGGAUAUCUUGAUCCCUAUGAGAAUGUGCUAUGUAUUGAGUGUCAACAAGGUGGAGAUGAUGCACUUAUGUUACUUUGCGAUCUCUGUGAUUCUCCAGCGCACACUUAUUGUGUUGGUCUUGGACAUGAAGUGCCUGAAGGUAAUUGGUAUUGUGAUGGAUGUAGGCCAACUGCUCUUGCUUCAUCUGUUGCACAAGGUUUGAAUCCUAGCAUUGAUCAUGGAGCAAGUAACAACUUGUCCAUAAGAUCAUCCCCUGUUGCCAGUUCGCGGGAAACUUUUGACCUCAAUGAGUUGUAUGUACCUGAUACCCCAUUGACUCAAGGAACUGAGCACACUCUGUCUCCAAGAAUUUCUGUUGGGAAUUUUCAAGCUGCUUCUGCAGCUACGGGAACUGGGGCAGCUACAGUAUUAGAAAGGCGUAGAAUACAGCGUCAGAUAUACCAAUUUCUCAAUUACAGAAGUAGACAAUCUGACAGAACUGAUGGGAUGGCCACAGUUUCAGGGAAUGGUCUUUUUGGUACUCAAGUUGGUGGAGGUAGGGAAUUAGUACCUGGAUAUACAGUUACUCCCACGAGGAUGGCACCACAAAAUAUAUAUCUUCAGGAAAGCUUACUAGAAAAUACAACACUUCCCUUGCACCCUAGGGAAGUUUUUUCUCCAAGAUUCAGUAGUUUGAGGGGCCAAUCUAUUCACAAUCAAGCUUCUACAUCUGUGGAUUAUUCUUUUGGUGGAAUGUCACAAGGUGAAUUUAUUGGAAUCAGUGAAAGGGUUGGAUUAGGACAUGGUCAUCAGCAACUCCAUCCUUGCAAUAGCAUAUCAGACAUCAGUACUGAUGUUGGUAUUCCAAACCAAUUUAGAGAGGCUACAACACCUUCAAGGACAUUGCAAGGAUCUUUACGCACACCAUUUUAG
Molecule: messenger RNA, 2361 nt
Organism: Fraxinus pennsylvanica
Lineage: Eukaryota; Viridiplantae; Streptophyta; Magnoliopsida; Lamiales; Oleaceae
Source: the annotation of a GenBank genome assembly